Helianthus annuus (common sunflower) is the source of this 384-nucleotide messenger RNA. RefSeq lists its product as uncharacterized. The transcript has a single exon. Lineage: Eukaryota; Viridiplantae; Streptophyta; Magnoliopsida; Asterales; Asteraceae. Bases 1 to 384 code for a protein of 127 amino acids. The record is from RefSeq and is a predicted model, not a curated record.
AUGUGCCCUUUCUGCGAUGAAGCCGAGGAAUCAGUUGAACAUUUGUUCACCGCUUGCGUGGUAGUGGUGAGGGUAUGGACGGCGUUCAGCGUUUGGUGUAACAUUUCGCCGCUUAUUCUUUUUGAUUUUAAAGACAUCUUAGAGAUCCACAAAUUCAUUAAGCGAAGUAAGAAGGAGGAGAAGAUCAUUCACGGGUUGGCUAUGAUUGCGUCUUGGUGCAUUUGGAAAGAAAGGAAUGAAGUGGUCUUCAGUCAGAAAAGAUGUAACCCGCAAGAUAUCAUAGGGGAGAUGAAAUCUAGAGGUUUCGCUUGGAUGAAAAAUAGAGCUUCGUGUAAGUAUAUUAGUUGGACGGAAUGGUGUAAAUACCCUCUGUAUAUGUUGUAA